Molecule: messenger RNA, 858 nt
Organism: Closterium sp. Yama58-4
Lineage: Eukaryota; Viridiplantae; Streptophyta; Zygnematophyceae; Desmidiales; Closteriaceae
Source: the annotation of a GenBank genome assembly
AUGAAUGUGACGAUUCACUGUCUCCUGCUCGCACGAAACAAACCCACGCUGUGGUCUGCCUUCCUUCCCAGGUGGUGUUAUUAUUCGGAACUGCCUCGCAGCGCGCAAUACUCUGAUAACCGCGUCGCAUUCCAAACGGCGUCUCGCUCGCCAGCACUGUCACCAUUGCAACCACGCGAGUCGCGUCGCAUAGCAUCGCCUGCCAUGUCCGCGCGCUUGCAGGCCGUAUCAUCGCUCACUGCCCUGGGUGCCGCCCCUGCUGCUAUCGAUUCGUCGCAAUCGCAGCAAUUGUCGCACCACCGAAUCCGGUUACGAUUACGCGACUCCAGCUGGUGCCUCGGCGACAGCCAGUGGAGCCGAUCCGUGCGAGGCUGUCGCGCGACAACCGUCGCACGGGGUCGCAGAGGCUGGUCGCCGUUGCGGGUCGUCGCAGGCGACGUCGGAGGGCAGUAUGAGGAGAGCUUUGGCGACGUGGAGAGCCGACUGGUAGACUUCUUUACGUUCAAGGCCGUGCGACACAUUCUGCGAAAGGGAGCGACGGCGGGCGACGAGGAGGAUCGCGAGGAGGUGGAGUGGCUGCGACGCCACGUGGAAGCCAACACGCGCCGAGACUCCAAGCUCUUCCUCAGAAACCUCGUGCAGGAGCAGCGCAACGUGGCGGAGAGAGUCAUGGAGACGCGCCUGCAGCUCUUCAAUAAAUGGGCUCUGAGGUACGACCAGGAGGCGAUGGAGGAGGAGCUGAGGCAGCAGAACCUGGAGCUGCUGCGGGAGCGGCUGCUGCAGACCGUGCGCUUUUCCACCGACCCGACACUUGAUGAUGACAGUGCUGACGCACCGCCGCCCAGCAAGCAGGCAUGA